Anopheles marshallii is the source of this 1062-nucleotide messenger RNA. RefSeq names its product probable serine hydrolase. The transcript has 2 exons. NCBI's taxonomy places the organism in Eukaryota, Metazoa, Arthropoda, Insecta, Diptera, Culicidae. The coding region runs from base 1 to 1062 and encodes 353 amino acids. The record is from RefSeq and is a predicted model, not a curated record.
AUGGCAGCAGUGAACGGUACGGUUCUGGUGAAAUCCUUGGUCGCAACAUUGUUAACCGGGGAUAGAUAUAUCCUACGGCGGAUUGCAAUCUCAGGUGUACGCCGGAACCAUCACAAAGCGCACGAUCUAGUGGAGGAACACGAUCGUCAGCAUGACGUAGAAGAGGUACGAAUACCCGUUCCGUACGGUGAGAUAGCCGGUAAAUGGUGGGGCCCUCGGAACGUUCGACCCAUCGUGACACUUCACGGUUGGCAGGACAAUGCGGGUACCUUCGAUCGCUUGAUACCGUUACUGCCGAAGCACAUGAGCUUUCUGUCACUGGAUUUACCGGGACAUGGCCUAUCGUCUCGCAUUCCGGAUGGUAUGAUGUACCACACGGUCGACAACACGUUCGCACUGUUCCACGUUAUGCGCGAGUACCGAUGGAAGAAGCUUUCCCUGAUGGGGCACUCGAUGGGUUCCAUCAUAAGCUUCCUGUUCGCGGCCACCUUUCCCGAUAAGGUGGAUUUUUACGUCGGGAUCGAUGCGCUCAAGCCGCACAUUGCCGAUGCGUCCAAAUUUCCCGGCCGGUUGGAGAAACGGCUUCCCCAGGCGUUGCUAGCCGAUAUACGGAACCGCGAAAAAUCGGAACCACCAUCCUAUCCGUACGAGGAACUUAUCGAACGGCUUCAUCUCGGCACGAACAAAUCAGUGUCCCGCGAGGCAGCUCCCUUUCUGCUGUAUCGUAAUACGCGCAAAUCCACACUCCACCCGGACCGGUACUACUUCACGCGGGACAGCCGGCUAAAGUACGGCGUUGGGCUCGGGUGGGAUCAGGCCAUUAAUCUGGAGUUUGCGAAACGGGCCGUGAUGCCGUACCUGUUCAUCAAGGCGAAACAUUCCCCGUACUACGAGGACAGGAAGUACUUUAACGAGUUUGUCGAUCUGGUUAAGCAACACAAUGCACAGUUUGAGCUGGAGUUUGUCGACAGUACGCACCAUUUGCAUCUGACCGAGCCGGAAAAGGUGGCGCCUAUCAUUAAUCGGUUUUUGCAGAAAUACUGGAAGGAGGAAAGGAUGUAA